Messenger RNA from Didymella exigua CBS 183.55, 1630 nucleotides. Its product is annotated as farnesyl-diphosphate farnesyltransferase. NCBI's taxonomy places the organism in Eukaryota, Fungi, Ascomycota, Dothideomycetes, Pleosporales, Didymellaceae. The record is from RefSeq and is a predicted model, not a curated record. Gene Ontology annotation, cellular component: endoplasmic reticulum membrane. Gene Ontology annotation, biological process: ergosterol biosynthetic process; farnesyl diphosphate metabolic process. The transcript has 4 exons. Gene Ontology annotation, molecular function: squalene synthase [NAD(P)H] activity. Bases 53 to 1498 code for a protein of 481 amino acids.
CGCUGCGCUAGUCCACAUUCUACACGAGCGACUUUCUAAAGUUGUAGCAGCCAUGGUGUCGCCCAAGAGCAUUGUUUAUUAUGUCUUCCACCCCAACCAGUUGCGCUCGAUCAUCCAGUGGAAGGUCUGGCACAACCCCGUCCAUGAGCGCAACGAAGACAACGACUCCGCAAACCUCAAGCGAUGCUUCCACUUCCUCAAUCUAACGAGCCGCAGUUUUGCGGCCGUUAUCAUGGAGCUGCACCCUGAGCUGCUUGUUCCCGUUGCACUGUUCUACCUGAUCUUGCGUGGACUCGAUACGGUAGAGGACGACAUGACACUUCCCCUUGAGAAGAAGGAGCCCAUACUCCGAAGCUUCCAAGAUAUUCUGGAAAAGGAUGGGUGGACGUUUACAGAGAACGGACCCAAUGAGAAAGACAGGCAGCUGCUGGUCGAGUUCAAUGUGGUCAUUGAGGAGUUCAAGCACAUCAAGCCGGCAUACAAGGAUAUCAUCAAGGACAUCACCAAGCGCAUGGGCAACGGCAUGGCAGACUACGCGAACAAUGCAGAGCACAACCUAGUUGGCGUCAACACAGUCAAGGACUACGAGCUGUAUUGCCAUUACGUUGCCGGUCUCGUUGGUGAAGGUCUGACACGCCUUUUUGUUGAGGCUGGCCUUGCCAACGCUGCGCUGCUGAAGAAGCCGGAGCUCAUGGAGUCCAUGGGACAAUUCCUUCAGCAGGUCAACAUCACCCGUGACAUCAAGGAGGACUUGGACGACAACCGACGAUUUUGGCCUAAGGAGAUCUGGUCCAAGCACGUUGACAACUUUGAGGACCUGUUCGCGCCGGAAAACAAGCAGAAGGCAUUGGACUGUAGUUCAGAGAUGAUCUACACAGCUCUGACACGCGCGGACGACUGCCUGUACUACCUUGCAGGACUGCGAGAGCAGAGUGUGUUCAACUUCUGCGCCAUCCCUCAGACCAUGGCUAUCGCGACCUUAAACGCCUGCUUCCAGAACUACGACAUCUUCCAGAAGAACGUAAAGAUCACAAAGGGCGAGGCCUGCCAGUUGAUGGUCGAGUCGUCGCAGAAUCUCCAGCUUGUCUGCGAAGUAUUCAAGCGGUAUGGCCGCAAGAUUGCGAAGAGGAACAACCCGCACGACCCCAACUUCCUGAAGAUCAGCAUCACUCUCGGAAGGAUAGAGCAGUUCAUCGAGUCUAUCUUCCCAUCGCAGAAGCCGCCUGCUGAUACCAAGUCACCCGCCAGCGUCGAGGAGGCUGAGAAGGCGAAAAAGCAGGCGUACGAGGACAAGUGGGACAUCAUCUAUAUGACAACUGCUGUCGUCAUGACGGUGCUGAUCAUCACAUCCUGCAUGGUCUUUGUUGCCUAUCUUGCUGGCGCGCGUUUCGACAUCGCGUACUACGAGAUCAAAAACCAGCUGGGAGAACUUUUCGGCUGGGCAGAGCCCAAGAUCAUAGAGACAGUCAAAGUCGUGACCGAGAAGAGCGAGCUCUAAGCCGCUAGGGAAUAGUAAUCUUCAUGCCCAUAUGUGUUAUAAUGGCAGCGACAUACCUUCUUCGUGGACGCAGGAAUGCAGUGAAACCUAAUGCAUCUUGAACGGAUAUAUACUCGCCGCGUAACAAUGGCG